Molecule: messenger RNA, 497 nt
Organism: Porites lobata
Lineage: Eukaryota; Metazoa; Cnidaria; Anthozoa; Scleractinia; Poritidae
Source: the annotation of a GenBank genome assembly
AUGCGCGAUCGUGAUGCUACCAAAAGAAAAGCUAUGGCAUCGAAUGAUCUAGGCGACUGGGCAAAGUACAAAAAGUUGCGAAAUACAAUAAACAAUAACAUCAAGACUUCUAAAGCAUCUUAUUAUUCUAAUGCUUUUAGUCAAUCUAAAGGUAAUUUUCGAAAAACAUGGCAAACCAUUAACGAACUUACUUCCUGUCGCACCAACAAUACAACAGUGAAAGAAUUUAAGUCGAAUGGUUCCAUUAUUUCUAAUUCUAGUGAGCUUUCUAAGGCUUUUAAUGACCAUUUUUCAACAAUUGGGCCCCGCCAUGCCAAUGAAAUUCCACCAAAUGAUAAUAAUAAUGAUUUAAGUUACAAGCAGUAGUAUUGUUUUCUCACAUCUAAACAAAUUAUGUAGAUCCAAAGAUCUACAUAAUAAUACGUGAAUGUGCCGAUCUGAUUUCAGUUUCUCUAUGUGAUCUCGAAAUCUUUGCACUCUGCUGGUAUAUUUCCUGA